This is a messenger RNA of Orcinus orca (killer whale), 474 nucleotides long. RefSeq names its product prostate and testis expressed 1 (gene PATE1). The record is from RefSeq and is a predicted model, not a curated record. The transcript is spliced from 3 exons. Lineage: Eukaryota; Metazoa; Chordata; Mammalia; Artiodactyla; Delphinidae. Bases 1 to 348 code for a protein of 115 amino acids.
AUGGACAACUCCCUCCUGCUAGGACUCUCCAUCCUCCUCUGCUGCUUUAGAGACCCUCUCUCACUUCGACUUCCCUAUUCUCUGGCCCAAAUUAUAGAAAUUAUUCAGUGUAGGAUGUGCCACCUCCAGUUUCCAGGUGAGAAGUGUUCCAGAGGCAGAGGAAUAUGUACUGCAACAAUGGAAGAGGCUUGCACAACUGGGAGGAUUUUCAGAAAUGAUGGUACACCCUGGUUAACCUUUAGGGGCUGCCUAAAGAACUGUGCUAAUGUGAACAAUAUAAAAUGGAGUGUCUAUCUGGUGAACUUCAGGUGCUGCAGGAGCUGUGACUUGUGCAAUGAAGACCUCUAGAAAUGACUGGUCCUUUUCUGGCUCCAGUCUCUGGGUGGGUGACAUUGUUGGUGCCACCUCUUCACAAUGAUUUUCUAAAAGAGCACAUUUCAGAUUGCAAACAUAUGGCUCUGCCUUCUGCAUAUG